This is a messenger RNA of Periophthalmus magnuspinnatus, 3002 nucleotides long. RefSeq names its product TNF receptor-associated protein 1 (gene trap1). Gene Ontology annotation, cellular component: mitochondrial inner membrane. Lineage: Eukaryota; Metazoa; Chordata; Actinopteri; Gobiiformes; Gobiidae. The record is from RefSeq and is a predicted model, not a curated record. The transcript is spliced from 18 exons. Gene Ontology annotation, molecular function: ATP binding; ATP-dependent protein folding chaperone; ATP hydrolysis activity. Bases 85 to 2241 code for a protein of 718 amino acids. Gene Ontology annotation, biological process: protein folding.
GCAGAGGUCCUGUGUCUGUUGGAUCAGCGUGUGUCCCCUACACAUCCAAUCGACCUCCUUUGCAUUGCUCUCUGUUUUUUAAACAUGUCCCGCUAUCUGUCGCUGGCCCGGGUCACACUCGGACUCUCCAGGACCAAAUCUGUGAGUGUGCCGUGUAUGGCACGAGGGCUCAGCACGCGCGCCAUCCAGCAGCAGCUCUCGUGCUGUGGAGGUUAUAAUCGGACUCAACUGCAGAAAUGGAGCAGUCGGCCCAGAGUGUGGGGCGCAAGCCUCUCAAUCAACCCACAUUUUUAUUACAGCACCCAGCAAGCAGAGCAAGAGCCCGAGGAAGAGCCCCUACACACCAUCAUCAGUGAUACAGAAGCCGUCCAAGGUUCCUCUUCAAAACAUGAAUUUCAGGCAGAGACCAAGAAGCUGCUGGACAUUGUUGCCAGAUCUCUGUACUCAGAAAAAGAAGUUUUCAUUAGGGAGUUGAUCUCUAAUGGAAGUGAUGCUCUGGAAAAACUACGGCACAAGCUUAUGACAGCAGGUGGAGAGACUGCCCCAAUGGAGAUCCAUCUGAAGACUGACGCCAACCAAGGCACAUUCACCAUCCAGGAUACAGGGGUUGGAAUGAACCAAACAGAGCUGGUAGAGAACUUGGGAACUAUUGCUCGUUCUGGCUCAAAGGCUUUCUUAGAUGCCCUUCAGAACCAGGCAGAGGCCAGCAGCACCAUUAUUGGUCAGUUUGGAGUGGGCUUUUACUCUGCCUUUAUGGUAGCGGAUCGCGUGGAUGUGUAUUCACACACUGCAGACCCGGACUCACCAGGAUACAAGUGGUCCUCCGAUGGCUCAGGUGUUUUUGAGAUUGCUGAAGCCAGUGGGGUUCAACAAGGCACCAAAAUUGUGCUUCACCUUAAAGACGACUGCAAAGAGUUUUCUCAUGAGGAUAGAGUUAAAGAGGUUGUGACAAAGUACAGUAACUUUGUGAGUUUCCCAAUUUUCCUGAAUGGACGAAGGCUGAAUACGCUACAGGCACUGUGGAUGAUGGAACCAAAGGAAAUCAGUGAGUGGCAGCAUGAGGAGUUUUACCGCUAUGUAGCCCAAGCUUAUGAUAAACCACGCUACACCCUGCACUACCGCGCUGAUGCCCCGCUCAACAUCAGAAGCAUCUUUUAUGUCCCAGAGGCGAAACCCAGCAUGUUUGAUGUGAGCAGGGAAAUGGGCUCUAGUGUGGCCCUAUACAGCAGAAAGGUCUUGAUCCAGACGAAAGCCACAGACAUCUUACCAAAGUGGCUGCGCUUCCUGAGAGGUGUGGUGGACAGUGAGGACAUCCCUCUGAAUUUGAGCAGAGAGCUUCUUCAGGAGAGUGCACUCAUCAGAAAACUGCGCGACGUGCUCCAGCAAAGAGUCAUUCGUUUCCUCCUGGAUCAGAGCAAGAAGGAGCCAGAGAAGUACAGCAAGUUUUUUGAGGAUUAUGGCCUUUUCAUGAGAGAGGGCAUCGUCACCACACAGGAACAAGAUGUCAAGGAGGACAUUGCAAAGCUCUUGAGAUUUGAGUCGUCUGCUCUGCCAGCGGGUCAGCAGACCAACCUCACGGAGUACGCCUCCCGCAUGAAGGCUGGCACACGCAACAUCUACUACCUGUGCGCCCCCAACCGCCACCUGGCAGAACACUCGCCCUACUACGAGGCCAUGAAGCAAAAGGACAUGGAGGUGCUGUUUUGCUACGAGCAGUUUGAUGAGCUGACACUGCUCCAUCUUAGAGAAUUUGAUAAGAAGAAGUUGAUCUCGGUAGAGACGGACAUAGUUGUGGAUCAUUACAAAGAGGAGAAGUUCCAGGACACGAAACCUGAAUCCGAGCGCCUCACACAGGAGCAGGCCGAUGACCUCAUGGCUUGGAUGAGGAACGUUCUUGGUCCUCGAGUCACCAACAUUAAAGUCACUCCACGCCUGGACACACAUCCAGCCAUGAUCACAGUGUUGGAAAUGGGAGCAGCCCGACACUUCUUGCGAACACAACAGUUGGCUCGCAGUGCAGAGGAGAGGGCCCAGAUACUGCAGCCCACCUUAGAAAUUAAUGCAGGACAUGACCUCAUAAAGAAGUUACAUGAACUGAAGGAUUCAAACUCUGAUCUGGCUGGACUGUUACUAGAACAGAUUUAUGACAAUGCGAUGAUUGCAGCAGGCCUGAACGAUGAUCCCAGGCCGAUGAUUUCUCGCCUCAAUGAGCUGCUAACCAAAGCUCUGGAGAAGCAUUGAGACACUGUACAUACAGACUCUACUUAGGUUUAUUAUUAUUAGUCACUUUGAGGAGGACAGUGGCACAUGGACUGAGAACGCACAGCUGAAGAGGUGACCUGUCUCUCAAAGGCCAAAGAUAUUCUUUGGUAUUUAUCUGAAAUGAAAGCUGUCUUACUUCUAUUGGAUGUAUUCAUUGUGGUCAUAAGGAAGCAAUACUGAAGUAAAAAGUCUGUUAAUGUAAAAUGGAGGCAGCAGUACUGCAACUCAAUUAUGAUAUGUCCUUUUCUAAUUGUAUUUUUUCCUAUUGUAAGAUCAUCUUGAGUAAAGAAGCAUCUUUGCUCCUUGAAACUUGCCCCUGCUUAAAAUGAGACGGUAAAGUCAAUUUAUGAAAUGCUAAGGAGAAGACUUGAGAUUAUGCUUGCUCCUUCUUUUGUUAAUGCCAUUAAAUUGACGUACUUGCUUACAUUAAUAUAAUGUAACUGAAAUACUUUUGGUACAACUAGAUAAAACGUAGGGUUAGUGAAUAUAACUUUAUGCAUUCUGGUUAGCAGCCAAUGUGCCUAUGUUUUCUUGGAUCUUUUCCAGUUGUGAGGUCACCACAGCAAACAUUAGCAUCCUAACAAACUGUUUGCCUAAUUUGAAAUUUAUUUUACCAACUUCAACCCUUCACCAUUAUGGCAUAAACACUAUAGACCUGAUGACUAAACUUAGAAAUAACUGUCAUAGCACAAAACAAACUGUAAAAAUUAUAAUAUGGUUAAACAUGAAUAACAAAGCUU